UGUUCGAUGAGUCUGGAUCAUGGAAAAAAACAUGUCUCUAGAACCAACUCAAAACUUCAGAUACAGAUUGUUGUCAUUAUCGCCAUGCUUAUAUGUUGGGAGAUAAAAAUAAAAUCCUGGGAAAUUCUCUGUUUUCCAGAAAAAAAACGUAAAAACAGAGUGAACAAAAAAUGUCGCUUUAUUACAGAUGGAAAAAUUUCGAGGAAGACGAGGAUCGACCCGAAAAGCCUCGCCGGUUUGGGGUCACUGAAAUGCGAGGACCCAAUCAUACUCUCUUGACCCAGAACGCUCUUCAGGAUAUAUUUGAAUCAAUGGGUCAAUUUGUUGAUGGGUUGAAGUUUUCCGGGGGUUCUCAUAGUUUAAUGCCUAAAUCGUUUUUGAAACAAGUGAUUGAUAUGGCUCAUCAACAUAAUGUUUAUGUUAGUACUGGUGAUUGGGCUGAACAUUUGAUUCGUAAAGGUCCUUCGGCUUUUAAAGAUUAUGUUGAAGAGUGUAAGCAAAUGGGGUUUGAUACAAUUGAGUUGAAUGUGACAUCACUUGAAGUUCCUGAAGAUACACUUUUGAGAUAUGUGAGAUUGAUUAAAGGUGGUGGCUUAAAAGCUAAGCCUCAGUUUGAUGUCAAGUUUAAUAAGUCUGAUAUUCCUAUUGGUGGUGAUAGAGCAUUUGGAGCUUAUGUUCCUCCUCCUCCAAGAUCUACUGAACUUGUUGAAGAUGUUGACCUAUUGAUCAGGAGGGCUGAGAGAUGCUUAGAAGCUGGUGCAGACAUGAUUAUGAUCGAUGCAGAUGAUCUAUGCAAACAUGCUGAUUCAGUACGGGCGGAUGUAAUUGCAAAGGUUAUUGGUCGUCUAGGUCUUGAGAAGACAAUGUUCGACGCUUCAAAUGCUAGAGCCUCCGAGUGGUUUGUCAGGCAAUAUGGACCAAAGGUGAACCUCUUUGUGGAUCACUCUCAGGUAAUGGAUUUAGAGUGUCUCAGAGGAUGCAACCUUGGAAAAAAUCACAACUCGGUCCUUGGUUCGUCGUAUUUUCUGUUCUGAACUGGUAAAGACUUAUAGAGAUACAACUUCCCUGCUGUAGUUUAUCAAGUAAGCAUUGGUAUGCCUUAUGUUUGUGCUGAGAGUGUGAAGUUUAAUCGAGAUGAAAACAUUAUCGACUAUUAUUGCAAUAAAGUUGAAGCUCUUUACAAUGA
Molecule: messenger RNA, 1186 nt
Organism: Gossypium raimondii (Peruvian cotton)
Lineage: Eukaryota; Viridiplantae; Streptophyta; Magnoliopsida; Malvales; Malvaceae
Exons: 5
Coding region: 171-1034 (287 amino acids)
Source: RefSeq, a predicted model, not a curated record